Molecule: messenger RNA, 1559 nt
Organism: Larimichthys crocea (large yellow croaker)
Lineage: Eukaryota; Metazoa; Chordata; Actinopteri; Sciaenidae
Gene: igflr1
Product: IGF-like family receptor 1
Exons: 7
Coding region: 88-978 (296 amino acids)
Cellular component (GO): plasma membrane
Molecular function (GO): protein binding
Source: RefSeq, a predicted model, not a curated record
GCUGCUUACUGAUUCGCAAAACUCAUCAAGUGGGUGGUGCUUUUUCCACGACGAGCAGCGUUUUGCACGGCUGAGCUUGGUUCAGUUAUGAUGGGGUACUCUGCAAAAUGCCGCGACCUGAAAACCCGCUGGGAUAGGGAAAGGUCCAAAUGUAUACAGUGUGAUUUCAAGGCAGGUCAUGAAGUGACGCCAAACUGUGGGUAUUCAGACGAUGGAGGAAGACAUGACGCACCCUUUACCCAAUGCAAAAAUGGUACUUUUAAUGAUGGCCACUUUGCAUAUUGUCAGGUUUGCAAGUCAUGUGUGCCAGGGUAUAACAUGAUCAGCCCCUGCACCACAACUACUGACAGUCAGUGCGAAGAAUUAAGAAUCCCAACGACCGGCAUCCCAGUGAUAACAAGCUGGGGACCCAUUUUAACAACAAAUUCAACUAUGGUCCUCCUCCCCACUGGCCCUGAUAAACAUUGGGCAUUACCAUUGGCAAUCCUGAUAGUCAUCUUGCUUGUUGUGUUAUCUGCUUUUGUAAUCUAUAUGAAGCGGAAUAGAAGAGGUCAGGAAACUGUGUUGGCUUUUAACAAAAGAUCAUCAUACAUGAAUGCAGGCUUCUCCUCUCUCUCUGCUGCACCUAGUAACAAUGACCUCGAGGACACAAGCUCUGCAAUCAUGUCAGCACCUUUACAGACAGUGCUGGACAACUUGGAUGUUCUGGAGGAGCUGGUGAUUUUGUUGGAUCCAGAAAGCCAUGCAGUAAAAAACACCAAACAUCUGGCCUCUCUUUGCUCCUUCCCCGCCACCUGGAUUACUUACACAUAUUCUAUGAAAGACAGUAAGAGCCCUCUGAAAGCUGUGUUGGAGGGAGUCACCAGCAGGCAUCCUGAAUGGACAGUGGGGCACUUGGCUAAGCUGCUCAGACAAAUGGAGCGCAAUGAUGCCAUCGCUCUUCUCGCCAGACUGAGAGUAAAUGACAUGGACGUGUAGUACUUCUUCCACCUUUAACUGCUCACUUCACGGGAGGGCUCACAGAUGUUUGCAUUGUCUGAUCAUUCCUAAAGAUAAAAAGUGUACUCAUGACAGGAAUGAAAGAAGAAAAACAUUGAGAAAUUGAUUUGAGGCAGAAAAGUUAAAAAUUACUCCAUUUGUGAAAACAGCUGUAUGUCUUCUGUAGCUCCUAAAAGAAGUUUGGAAAGAAAGAAACUAUGUAAACUUUUAUAGGCACUCAAUAGUAUACUCUAGUGAGCAGUAAAUUGAGAUUUGGAACUUUUCUGACAUUAAUAGGACAGGAGGGGUCUACUGAAAGUUUCAUUAUAGGAAGUGUAGUGUUUGUUGGAUCUUGAGGCAAAUCAGAAUGUCUCAGCUUCUCGUUCCAAGUUUGAUCAUCCUUGACAUACUUUUGUCUCUUGUGAGUUUUGGAAACGUGCAACGCUACAUAAUUAUUGGAGGGAUAGAAAAAAAGUGCUUGUAUUUGUGAACAUAUUGAGCUGAUUAUAGUGUCCCACUUGUCUGAAUCCAUGUAAUCAUUUCAUUCGAUUUUUUUUUAUAAAGUCACUUGUAUAACAUUA